Molecule: messenger RNA, 228 nt
Organism: Ambispora gerdemannii
Lineage: Eukaryota; Fungi; Glomeromycota; Glomeromycetes; Archaeosporales; Ambisporaceae
Source: the annotation of a GenBank genome assembly
AUGCAACUUACCAAAAGAGCGACUAUAAAGAAAGAACUAGAAAUUGUGAAGGAUUCUACAACUGUCGGUGGAUAUCACCGGAUCAAUAAACAUUACGACAUUUUUCAAGAAGCAAGUACACAAUUGGUUAAGCUUCCAGAGGAAGUAGCUGUAAGACGUAAAAUGGAAAGUGUUGCAUCUGCGGAUCAUGAAAAAGCAGAUGAUUUGUAUAUUUGCCCUUUGAUAUAG